Molecule: messenger RNA, 6636 nt
Organism: Dromaius novaehollandiae (emu)
Lineage: Eukaryota; Metazoa; Chordata; Aves; Casuariiformes; Dromaiidae
Gene: POLB
Product: DNA polymerase beta
Exons: 14
Coding region: 1-1203 (400 amino acids)
Biological process (GO): base-excision repair; double-strand break repair via nonhomologous end joining
Molecular function (GO): DNA binding; DNA-directed DNA polymerase activity
Source: RefSeq, a predicted model, not a curated record
AUGCGUGAAACGCCAACGGCGACCUGCAGUCCCCUGACGUCACCGGCGGCGCUCCGCGCGGGGGCGGGGGUGCACAUGCUCAUUGAAGGCGGCUGCGCUCUGAUGACGUCACCGCCGGAAGCACCGCCUUGUGAUAUCCGGGCCCCCGUCACUCGGUGCUCUUGCUUGCUGCGGCUAGUUUGUUGGCUGCCCGGGAUGAGUAAGCGGAAGGCCCCACCGGAGAGCCCCAAUGAGGGCAUCACGGACUUUCUCACCGAGCUGGCGAACUACGAGCGGAACGUGAACCGCGCUAUUCACAAGUACAACGCGUACAGAAAAGCAGCCUCUGUGAUUUCCCGGUAUCCCAGCAAGAUCCGCAGUGGGGCUGAGGCCAAGAAGCUGGAUGGAGUAGGCGCUAAAAUAGCGGAGAAAAUAGAUGAGUUUUUAUCCACUGGAAAACUACGCAAGUUGGAAAAGAUUCGCCAAGAUGAUACAAGUGCAUCUAUCAACUUCCUGACCCGAGUUACUGGCAUUGGUCCUGCUGCUGCUAGGAAGUUUGUAGAGGAAGGAAUUAAGACUUUAGAAGAUCUAAGAAAAAAUGAACACAAGCUGACCCAUCACCAGCGAAUUGGGUUGAAAUAUUUUGAAGAUUUUGAGAAAAGAAUCCCAAGGAAAGAAAUGCUGCAGAUGCAGGAAAUUGUGCUGAAGGAAGUAAAGAAACUGGACCCGAACUACAUUGCUACAGUAUGUGGCAGUUUUAGGCGAGGCGCAGAGUCAAGUGGGGAUAUGGAUGUUCUUCUAACCCAUCCAAGUUUCACAUCUGAAUCAUCCAAACAGUCAAAACUCUUGCAUCAAGUUGUAGAACAACUGGAAGAAGUUGGCUUUGUCACAGAUAUGCUGUCUAAAGGUGACACCAAAUUCAUGGGUGUCUGUCAGCUGCCAAAUAAAGACGAUGGAACAGCCUAUCCACAUAGGAGAAUUGAUAUCCGGCUCAUUCCGAAAGAUCAGUAUUACUGCGGUGUACUAUAUUUCACAGGCAGUGAUAUAUUCAAUAAGAACAUGAGAACUCAUGCUCUGGAAAUGGGCUUCACAAUCAACGAGUAUACAAUCCGUCCCCUGGGCAUCACGGGAGUUGCUGGGGAGGCCCUACCAGUAGAAUGUGAAAGAGACAUCUUUGACUACAUCCAGUGGAAGUACCGAGAGCCGGAGGAUCGGAGUGAAUAACUGCUUGUCUAGGUUUGUGACUUAGUGAGACAUUUUCAUAGCUCUUCAUGAACAGAUCAAGUGCAUAUUAAUUUCUUGAUGACUACUGCAAAAAAGUACAUUACUGGUGCUUUAAAGUAAGUCCAUGGCACCAGAGUAACAGGUAGUGAAGACUAAAUCCUAUAAGACCUCAUUUUUGUAUCUUUCUCUUUAUAUAUAAAGCUUUUAAAGCAAGUUAAAGCAUUUACUGUACUAUCUGGUUUAACUGAAUGAACUGUGAUACUAAGAAAAACGUGGUAAAUGGGUAUGGUAGUCAGAUGCCUUGGAGAAAGUGUCUUGUCAGUGGCUUUGGGGUUUAGUAAAAAUCUUACUAGGCAAUAAAUCACAGGUUUCUGUUCAACCCCUGGGGAGUAGAAAGUUCUGAUUUAAAGGCAAAAUGUUUUGUUUUAGUGAAGUUCUCACAGUUUGGUUAGAAGAAGACAGCUACCACCUUCUUAGCCUGUCUUAGCCUCUUAGCUUGUUUCUUGUAUUAUCACAAGAGAUGAUCAGAGUACUGAUGUUCUUAUGCUUUAAUGUCAUAUACACAGACAUACUCUGUGCAAACAUCACUUACUAUUUAAUAUUUAAAUAUUAUUAAUAUUUAAACACUGGGCAGUCUGUCAAAGAAAUAGUAUAGCUUUUUUCUGGCUCUUUAUUUUGUGCAACAAUCAUAAAGGCAAGAGGUUGAAAGCCUUAGAAGUAAGGCCAUUGCUUUAGUGCAGUGGUUGCAAAACAUCUCUUAAGUAAUAAAUGUGUGGGGUUUUUCUUGUUUGUUUUGUUUUUAUGCAAUCUGAGUAAUUUUUGCCUGUAGAGCAUCUUGGAAUGUUCAAAUGAAAGUUUUGCCAAUGCAGGCCUCUAGCAUAAACAGCUUGAGUAUAUAAUGUAUAGUAUCUGUGCACAGCAGCAGGCCCUUUAGGAAUAAUCAUAGGUCAGAUCAGGCAAUGGCAGUGAAUUAGUACUUGCAACGUACUGUUACACUUAUAAUUAAACAUACACAGUUAUGAAGUUUCAGCCUGAGACCGGUUCACCCCCUGUAUAAAUAUCAGGAAAGUAAAAGGAUUUUAUUAGGAUAUUAUUAUUAUUAUUAUAGCACUUAAAUCUCAGACUUGGUAUGUUUUAUUUCUGCUUAAAAACAUAUAAUUGGAACACCUAAGAUGUGAGCAUGAGACAUCAACAGCAGAACUGUCUCAAAUUCCAGUGCUGAAGUUGCACCUUGGGACGUGGUUACAGAAUGCAAAAUCAUUAUCAUUGGUGCUACUGAAAUACUACCCUUUUGUGUGACUAUGGAAUGAAUAUAACACAAGCCAGGCAUAACUAAUGACUCUCUGUAUGAUUUCAGGCUCGAGAUCAGACAAAGAUACUAUACUAGAGGUUUGAAAUACCUGGAGCAAACAGGAAAAGGAAAUAGGGUAGAUCUCUCCAGAAAAUAAUUUCCAGUCUGGAAGUGGAAUUUUUAAAUGAUUAUUUGUGUUUUAUGAUGACCGUUUUCAAAAACAUUCAAAAAUGGAGAAAUCUCCUGGGGGAGUUGCUUCCAUUACGACACUUAAGCGUAGUAUAAUGAUACACGUAAUAUAUGUAUAAUAUAUGUGAUAUGACAAUAGUUAAGGGUCAUUUUGCUAUCGAGUCGAAGGGCUGAAGCAUCUAGAAUUUACUAAACUAUUCUUCAGGGUUUUGAAAGAAAAGAAUCUUUAACUUACUUGCCACGGGAGAACGAUCUUCUAAUGCUAGGUCAGCCCACUUGAUAUGCUAUUGUGUAUCAUUUGGGCUUGGGGGCUGUAGAGCAGUUAGGUGCUUUGUCUAUCCUUAGAGGCUGGUAUUUCCUUACUUGCUCCUGUUGGCUCUUGGGAGGAGGAGACCUGAAUUAGUGGCACAGUACACAAAUAACUGAAGUAAAAGGCAUAUCCUUUCUCAUUCUCUUGUUUUGUUUUUAAUAUCUCUGAGGGGGGUUUUGGCAGGUGCUCAGGUGUGAUCAUUGUGCUUCCACACUGACUGGUGUUAACAAGACAAACCGAAGCCAAAGUCCCAGCGCUGAACUAUUUCUGGAUGUUGAGCAGUGUCUUUGUCCUUGUUGGAGCAGACAUGUCCUUCCCUAAGAACUGGCUUACAUAUCUUGGUGCAGAAAUGGUGUGCACAGCAAAGCCCAGAAGCACAGUCUGAAGCAUGAAGACAGCACUCCCUCUUGAUCUGCAAUAAGUAGCACAGAACCUGCCCUUCUGUCCUGCCUUCAGCCACAGUAUCUUGUCCACAAAUUUCUUCUGGCUGCUCUCCCUGUGAAGAACUACUGUUCAACGUACCCUGACUGUGGGUUGAUUACCUUUUUCCCCAACCUGAUUCUGGCUGUCUCCUUCUAUUCAGCCCCAUCUACCCUACCAAAAUGUUUUAAGAGAUCUGGAGCGAAUCCUAACAUUUCCAUGUUUUCCUGUGUAAGGAACAGAUCUGGAAAGUUGCACCAUCUGCAUGCAUGCUGAAGUGCAGUUCCUUCCAGGAGGAGCCAUCACUUGCCCUUUCUGAAAAACUUUCUUCUUCUAUGUGGACACUUACUCCGCAUCUUGGAAAGCAGUUCUUGUUUACUGGCUAAAAUUCUAUUAUAGGUCCUGGAUAGGUAGGCAGAAAUUUUUGUAUGCAUGUGAAAAUUAAUCUUGAUGUAAAAGGGAUUAUUUUGUGCUUCAGCUGCCCUAGCCCUCCUGGUAAGUUCACUGUUUUAAAAGUUGGGUGCUUUUUAUUAAAUAAUAUAUCUGCUAAUGUCUUCCAUAUAGAGUUUUUCCAACUGGAACUGGCUGUAAGUACUACUGCUGUAGCUUUUAAAACUGUAAGGACAUACACCUGUAGUCUGCCUGUGCAGAGAGAUAGAUAUCUAUAUAUUUUUUUAAUAUUGGCUUUGUCUUUCUUCUCUGCACCUUUAAUUAGUGUGUAUUUGCAUAUUCUCUACUCAGGUUCUCUAGAAUGCUUCUUUUGUUUUGUUUUUUAUGUAUCCGUUUCUGCAGCUCAGUAAGUAGGUGCAUGAAUGCUUGUAGUUCUGAUCUUGUGUAUUUAGCUCUUAGUGUAAUGGGCAAAUAGCUGUUUUUAGCUGUUAAGAGCUCCUGAGAGUCUUGUGUUGCUUGAGGAAAGCAGUAGCAGAAGGCAUUCUGUUUCUUUCCUUUCAUCACAAUGUGCCUGUACACAUUCACUAAAUUACUGUUACAAGAAUUGUGCAAUUAUUCCAUUCUCUGUAGUCUAAAACAAAAGAACAUCAUUGUAUGUAACAAUGUGAAGCUUACAUUCAUAAAUGCUCUGGCCAGGAUGGACCUUUCUUUUAUUUAUGAAGUAAAGGAACUUACAGAACAGCACACUGUGUAUGUACUUCUGAUGCUACUGUAAUGUCACAGGAGGCACCUGAGAGCAAUAAAUAGCCAAAUGUUCCAGAUAAUGCAGUGACAGGAAGAGGAGAAAUAGCAGUGAUUUCCUUGUGAUGUAUUUCUCCUGUUAGGCUGAAAUACUUACCCCCCCCCCCCCCAAAGAUAUAACCCUCCAUCCCUUCCUUGAAAUGUUACCUUUACUGUUUUGAGAUCUGAUAUCUGCUUUCUUAAAAGAAUUAUUUUGAUUCUGAACCAUUCUUUCAUCAGUUCUUUCUUCAGUUGGGGUAACUUCAGGCUGACUGCCAACUUCUGGUGCAAAAAAAGGAGCACUAUAGCUAUAGAUAUUGGUGGAAGGUUUGAUGUAGAUGUAAUUUUCUCCAAACAGGCACAGUUUCUGUACCUAGAGAGAAAAAACAACUUUUUUUUCCCUCCCUCUUUGGAUAUUUUCCUAUAUUCAGAGUUCCAUACCUGCAUAAACUUAAAGGCAGACAAGUCCAUUCUAGACAAAGAUCACAGAUUCCAUUUUUGAUGUGAGACAUAAUUGGGGGGGGGGGGGGGGGGAAAUGGGACGGGACAUCAAGACUUGAUCCAAAACCCCAAGUGAUGAACAAUAAGGUAUGUCUCUUAUUUUAGCAGUUAUUCUGAAAAAAUGCACCUUAUUUGAAUAUAUAAAAUUGUCUAAUGUAGGCUUUUGUCAGACAGCUGUUUAAUCCAGCAGCAGCAAUCCUGCCUCUGAAGACUGAAAAUGGAAUGUGAUAGGUUGCUCCUCUUUUGGUUAACCAGGAGAAGAUUGGUUAAGAGACUGAUCUUUGGAAUUGCUAUAGGCAUUCUACCCCUCAGAACUUUAGAUUGCUCUACUAGCUCUCUCCUCCUAUCUGUUUCUGGUUAUCUGUAUCUUAUUUAAUGUAUAUACAGCAGGUUGAGACAUUUGUUAUGGUUGGCUGUGUCCUGAAUUUCUUAUAAAGAGGUAAUGCCAUUUCCUGCUAAUAUCUGUAUCUCCCCUACUCAUCUUUGUGUUAAGCCUCCCAAUGCAGUGCCAAGGCUAAUGCUAAGCUGUUUUCCAUCCCUACUUCUAAGUCCUUUCAUCAUGGCCAUAUGCUAAUGUGACCCCUGUCUUGUAGUGUGCGAUUCAUGCUCUUUGUUCCUAGAUAUGUUGUAGUACUAUCAGUUGCGGGGUUCUAAAUUUUGUUCAACUUGCCAUUACUCAGAAGCCCAGUAUGAUUACCUGGUGCAUUUCUAUCAUUCCAAUAGAGUCAAUAAGCCUUUUUAUCUGCAAACCUGACAACUCUUUUCUAUAUCUCUUCUUAAAUCAUUUUGAAAGGCAACAAAUACUUCGGGCUUGACAGCAUGUCCCAUCAAGGUAGCAUUACUAGUCAUCUUUGAGACGGUGAUUUUGUUGGUUAAAUUCUUGAAAUUAUCAACUAGUUAGUUUUAAUUGAUUUAUUAUAGAGCGUCAGUAUUUUUAAUACCAUGUGGGAGUAAGGCAAAUGCAUUACAGAAUUGCAAGCUUAAACUUUAAUAUUAAAAGACUUGUCUUCUAUGUAGUCAAAUUCACUAUUGCUAAUGCUACAACCAUUUUUUGGAUAAUGUUUAGGGCUACUGUCUCUCUUUAUGAGAGCAGAGAGAGGUUUGCAUCUUUAUUAUUAACGGACUACUUAACCUGACUGGAAUCAUCAAACACAGAUGUAAUACUUUUUUUUUUUCUUAUCCGUCUUGAGCUUACUAUUGCAUUUUUACUUGUUCUUAUAUAAUUACUGUAGAUCACUCUUAGUAAUGGAGACUAUAGACUGAUGCUCUCUUUUUGCCUUUAUUUUCUUCUGUAUUUCCUAUUGGGAGUUUUGAUGCAUUUUCUGUGAAUGUUCCUCAUCGCUAAUGCAUGCAGUGGUAUGUAAGGUGACAGAAGUUGAUUUGGUAGUACGUGAAGUCUUCCAAUGCCUCACAGUAAAGACACCUAAGUGAUGUAUUCAGUGUUUUCUUCAAUAAUAAGUGGGAAUUAACAAAGUGAAAAUUCCAUCAUGUAUGUAUAAUCCUGUUUGAUUCUUAGCUGUUAUUUAACUAGCAUUAAAAAGCUGUAACAGAA